UCCUGGAGGCCGGGACGGACUGAAGGGUGGACAGAGGGACGGCCCGGCGUGCAGCCCUCCUGGCGGCCCGGGCUCAGGGAAGGGAUCUGAUGUGGGGCUCCGGAGCGGGGCGGCGGCUUAGCGAGUCCUAGGAGUCGCGGGCGGGGACCGGGUCCGGGGCUGGGGGGCAGGUGACUUUGAAGGUCGCUGGGAAGUGAGGGGAGUCACCUGAUCGGGGCCGAGGGAGCCUCCCUCACCUCGGAGGCGGCGGGCAGGAAGCUGGCAGAUGCGAGGGACGCGGGCACGGGAGGGCGCAGCCGGCCGGGGGCUGCCUUAGUCCGGAGCUGCGGCGGGCGGGCCAGCCCUCCGUCCCCUCUUUGCUCCCCGCCGGGCCGGGGCCGGGGCCACCGGCUGCCUCCGCUAUGUCCCAGCCCGCCGCCGCCGGCAGGAUGCACUCCAAAAAGGCGGGGAUCCGAGCCGCUGUGGUGCUCAUUGGACUGCUGCACAAGUCCCGAAAGCAAAAUAAAGCGAAAAGGAAACAGGAGCUAGCCAACAACACAGAUGUGACCAUCCCAGACCGGCCUCUGUCCCCUCCCCUCACGGCUCCCCCAACCAUGAAGUCUGCAGAAUUCUUCGAGAUGCUAGAGAAGAUGCAAGGCAUCAAACUGGAGGAGCAGAAACCAGGACCUCAGAAAAACAAGGAUGACUACAUCCCAUAUCCCAGCAUUGAUGAGAUUGUGGAAAAAGGAGGCCCUUACCCCCUGGUCAUCCUGCCCCAGUUCGGUGGCUACUGGAUCGAAGACCCAGAAAACAUUGGCACGCCAACAUCAUCCGACAGCAGCAUCUUUGAGGAGGAGGAGGAAAACCUCAGCCCCGGCAUGUUUGGCUACCGGCUGGAGUGCAAGGGAGAAGCUCGGGCGUACAGGAAACACUUCCUAGGGAAGGAUCACUUAAAUUUUUAUUGUACUGCUAGUAGUCUGGGAAACUUGAUUCUGUCCAUCAAGUGUGAAGAGGCCGAAGGCAUCGAGUACCUGCGGAUCAUCCUCAGGUCCAAAGUGAAAACCGUUCACGAGCGGAUUCCCCUGGCAGGGCUGAGCAAGCUGCCCAGCAUCCCUCAAAUUGCAAAGGCUUUCUGUGAUGAUGCUGUGGGUCUGAAAUUCAAUCCUGUCCUGUACCCCAAGGCUUCCCAAAUGAUUGUGUCCUACGAUGAGCACGAAGUCAACAACACGUUCAAGUUUGGCGUCAUUUAUCAAAAAGCCCGCCAGACGCUGGAAGAGGAGCUGUUUGGGAAUAAUGAAGAGAGCUCAGCCUUCAAGGAAUUCUUGAGUCUGCUGGGAGAUACCAUCACACUACAGGAUUUUAAAGGCUUCCGAGGUGGCCUGGACGUGACCCACGGCCAGACCGGGUUGGAAUCGGUCUACACGGUAUUCCGGGACAGGGAGAUCAUGUUUCAUGUCUCCACAAAGCUUCCAUUUACUGAAGGCGACGCCCAGCAGCUCCAGAGAAAGAGACAUAUCGGGAAUGACAUUGUGGCUAUCAUCUUCCAAGAAGAAAACACCCCCUUCGUCCCCGACAUGAUCGCCUCCAACUUCUUGCACGCCUACAUCGUAGUCCAAGCUGAAAACCCAGCUGGCGAGACCCCAUCCUACAAGGUCUCAGUCACUGCUCGAGAGGAUGUGCCGCUCUUCGGUCCACCCCUGCCCAGUCCACCGGUAUUCCAGAAGAGCCCCGAGUUCCGGGAAUUUUUGCUUACCAAACUCACCAACGCGGAGAAUGCCUGCUGCAAGUCGGACAAAUUCGCAAAGCUUGAGGACCGGACCCGGGCAGCCCUGCUGGACAAUCUCCAUGAUGAGCUUCACACCCACACGCAAGCUAUGCUGGGGCUGGGGCCUGAGGAGGACAAGUUCGAGAAUGGGGGCCACGGGGGAUUCCUGGAGUCUUUCAAGAGAGCCAUCCGUGUGCGGAGCCACUCCAUGGAGACCAUGGUUGGGAGCCAGAAGAAACAUCAGAGUGGAGGGAUCCCAGGCAGCCUCAGCGGGGGCAUCACACAUAACAGUGUAGAGAUGACCAAGACCACGUUCUCGCCUCCAGUGGCAGCAGCCACAGCGAAGAACCAAUCGAGGAGCCCCAUCAAGCGGAGAUCAGGGUUGUUCCCCCGCCUGCACACGGGCUCUGAAGGCCAAGCUGAUAGCAGGACACGAUGUGACAGUGUCUCUAGCACUCCCAAGACCCCAGAUGGUGGACAUUCCUCACAGGAGGUGAAAUCAGAAACAUCGUCCAACCCCAGCUCUCCGGAAAUCUGCCCCAACAAAGAGAAGCCUUUUGUCAAGCUGAAGGAAAACGGCCGAUCCAGCAUCUCCCGGUCCUCAUCCAGCACCAGCAGCUUCAGCAGCACAGCCGGGGAGAGUGAGGCCAUGGAGGAAUAUGACACUGUGAGCAGCCAGCCCUCCACAGCUUCUCCCUUCAAGCAGGAAGUCUUUGUCUACAGCCCGUCCCUGAACAGCGAGAGCCCCAGCCUGGUAGCAGCUGCGACCCCUGUCAUCAUGAGCCGGAGUCCGACAGACUUGAAGAACAGGAACUCUCCGAGGUCCAACCUGAAGUUCCGCUUUGAUAAACUCAGCCACACCAGUUCCAGCGCGGGUCACUAGUGGGGAAGAGAAGUCCUUCACCUGUCAAAGGGCAGUCCUGCCUCAGCCCAGGGAGACGGCUCUUCUUUCACCAAGACCUUGGGAACCUCUGUCCACUACACUAAUCCCUGAAGCUGCCCCCAUGCCGCUGGCUUCAGGCUGAGGCCGGCCUUCCACUCAGCACCCUCCGUACCCCAACCUCCCCCGCCAUUCCGGUGGCGGCAGGCCUGGUGGGCACACCCCCCACCUUUCUGAGAGGAGGCUUCUCGUACCAUGUAGCAUACACUGGACACGCUGGGGCCCAGCCCCACUCCCAGGGCCCAUGCCCUUAGGUCAGUUUGUCAAUUCAACUUGUGUAUUCCCUGACUGCGCCACAGCCCGGCUUCCAGCCAAUGCUGUGGGUGCAUCUGUGCUCUCUCUGAAGGUGAGCACGUUCGCCAGAAGGUCUCUCUAAGCUUCCCCCGCUCCUGUCCCGUCCCCUCUGGUCCCCACCAUGCUGCGUCUCCAUCUUGGUUUUGUUCAGUGCCAUCUGUGAAUGGUGGGCAGACGUCAGGCUUUGGGUUCCCAGCCGGAUCAGUCUGAGAGUAGCUAAGUUAGUCUUAGUUAGCCCUCUGCCCACAGGCAGGCUUUCUUUCCCCCUUCCCUGAUCCAAAUUCCAUCAUAAAGUGCCAGGAAGGCCCAAGACUUACAUUGGCAGGGCCCAAACGUCCAGAUCUCUUUCAGGGAGCAGCUUUUGUGAAGGGGACAAGACAUCCCUCCGGAUGCUCCCUUUGGGAAUGGGCUUGGGAAGGAUGAGACAGAGACAAAUAGACACAGAGAGAAAGAGUGAGGUUGAAAAGCUAGGAAAGCUGGGAGCAAACCUUCAGCCUCAUUGACAGCAAGCUCAGGGAAGGGGAUGCUUUGAAGGUCAGUGGUCUGUUCUAGGCUCCUGGGAGUUACAUCAUCACGUCUCAAAUAAAGUUGCCCUGGGCAUCCCCCGUCACUGGGGAAGAUGUCUCCAGGUAGGAUUUCCACUCCCUUUUAGCGAUCGCCAUCUUCCUCCCAGAAACCAAGUUUGGGAGAGUUCUGGCAAAAUGCAUCAGGACCAGCUGGACCACUGUUGCCCCAUCCCAGUGGGCUUCCCAAAGCAUUCAUUUGUUAGCUCAACAAGCAAUUCUUAAACAUUUGCUGGGGAUUGGGAGGUGGCAUCCCUCCCUUGUUCCCCUCCGCUUUCCCCAACGUCCCGGUGAAACCACUUCAGCACCUUAAGCAGAUGUUCAUUGAUGUGGGUUGCUUGCAUCCUUCCGUAUCCAAAGUCAGCCCUACCUCUUUCCAUUCAGAGUGGAGGUCACUUUCCUUGGCUGCUGGAAGGAGACUCCCUUUCCCCCCAUCUUCCCUAGCUCUGAUGGGGAACUCCUUGUGAGGGAGCGAGAGGUCAAAUGCAAGGAGGGACAUGGGGUAGUCUUUAGUUGGUACCUUCCAGGAGGGAACAUACAAGUGUGCCAAGGCCAUGAGACCCGGACCCCGGCACAGGUGUCUGCUCACACGUGGAAUCCACUGGUGGUAGGCCUUGAUAUUUUGAUUUACCCUCCUUCCUUGCCUGGGCUGCAAGAUUGAGAGCUGGACAUCACAAGACCAAAUGCAGCUCAUGGGAUUAUAGAUCCAAAGCUGGAAGGGAACCUCAGAGACUCUCUGGUCCCUCAUUUUACAGAUAAGGAAACUGAGGCUCAUCAAUGCAAAGUGACUUAUUCAAGAUCACAAAAGUAGUAAGAUUCAGAGGUAGAAUUAGAUUCCAGACCCUGACUUUCCAUUACACCAGGGCCAAAUGGCUGCUUUUACUGUGAGGCCUGGACCCCUCCCCUUUUCCUGUCCCGUCCUUCCACCCCCUGCGCUAUUUGCUGUACAGCUCUGGGAUCAGUCUCCAUGGGCUUCUGCUAAUUCCAAGGUAGUAGUGUGCCUAGACAGAAGAGCAUAUCUCACUGGCCCCAUGCCACAGCAAGUCAUUUGCCUUUAUUUGUUAACUCUCGUCCCAGAGACACCACCUCCUUAUGGACCAGCUUAAUUCAUCAAGGGUGUUUCCCCUCUGACGACACUCAGUCCAUCUUCUCAAUCAGAAAUCGGAAACUUUCUUGAGAUUUGGAACAACAAAAGUUUGAUGUAGCUUGAGGCCCUCUGACUCACGUCCCAUGAUACUGCCACCAAUGGCCUUGGUGUAGAUGGAGGCUGAAUUUGUCAUUUGAUUUUAGAGUCUGAGCUGGAUAACACCUUUGGGGAAGUCCAGCAUCCUUGUUUUCGAGGAUGCCCACUGACCCAAAGUCUCGGCCAAAAUUAGCAUUGUCUCAGAAUUUCCAAAUAAUCUACAGUGCUCCGAUUCAAAGCAGGCUCUCAAAUAAUUUGGUGGGGGGCUCUCAAGCAAUUGAAUGAAGCACAGAAGCUUCUAGUGAUGGAGAUCCUGGGGUCCACAUGCCCAGAGGCCUCCAAAAGCAUCCCCAACAGAUGCAUCUACCACAUGAGAGGUCUUACUCAAACUGCUUUAACAAAUGGAUCAGAGGCACUUCUAAUUCUAAUCAAACAUGGAUCCCAGGAGGUUUCCCCCACCCAAGCGGAAGCAUCCUGCUUUCCUUUUCCUUGAGUGGUGGUAUGAUUUCCCACUGAUUUCACCAUGAUAAGUUAUAGAAGCAAGGACUCCAUUGAUUUGGAACUUGUAAUAAUUCAAUAAUAGGCUGGGGUCCUCUUAUAUUUCCUCAGAAUGUGAGGACCAGAAAGAAGCUUCAGAGUUACCUGCUGUAAACCUUUAUUUUGAAAGAUGAGGAAAUAGGGUUUUUUGCUCAAGAAGAUCUGAGCAAUUUGCAGAAGUAAUUUAUGCCCAAGGUCAUUUAGUGGUAGAUCUGGGACGAUGAUCCAGGCUUUCCCCCUGCCUGCCCUCCCACCCCAGUCACUCCUCUUUCCUUUUUCCCAUGCUGCCUAUCUGAAAUUCCCCUUUACACACUACCUAUAAGGAGAGGAGUUUGUUUAAAUAAAUUAUUAGUCUAAAUAAGAUUGCUCUUAUAAACAACUUCUCUUGAAAGUUGGCCUAGUCAGGUGCUCUUAAAAAAUAUCUUUGGCAGCACCCAUUUGUACAUAAACAAUGUGAUUAUUACAUGUGAUUCUUAUCUUUUUCUUCAAGCAGGUCAGGUAGGACUUGGCCACACUUUUCAUUGUGUCUCAUGUCUUUGAAAGUCAUAAACAAUGUUUAGUUGCAAAAUACUCUGUAUUUCUUUUCACUUGUCACGAAUUCAGCCUUCUUCCCCGGGUCCUGUCCCUGUCCCUUACCCAGCUUAGUCAAAUAAGUAAGUUUUGACUGUAGCUGCUUCCAUCCGCUUAGAAGCAGCAGUGCCUUUAAUCAUGGUUUGGGGUGUUUGCUUUUUUUAGGCUGUAUUGUGUCUCCCCACCUGUGAAGCAUCAGGCUCCAUCCCCUCCUACCACCCUGGCUGGCUCUAACCCACUCAGCUUACCUCCUGGCAGGUGACUGUCUAUCCUCUCUGCUGUUCCUUGGGGAUGGAGGUUGGCAAGAGUAGAAAAGCAGCCUUCGAUUCCCAUUUCCUUAUAUGUCAGCUUCAGUAGCUUCUGAAAUGGCCCUUCUGCCUUCGGGUCUGGCACUGAGACCCAGCAUCCUGUAAAUAUUUACCCUGUUGGCUUAAAGAGUGAAUACUAUCUGCCCUUCUGUGUCCCUGGUGCCCAGGAGAAGGAAGAAAGGGUAGGAACAAAGUUCUUCCUUGUGCCUCUGGAUUUCAAAUUUAUUUAUAGUACCACAAUCUAAAUUUGGCUUUUAAGCAACCUAAAAGACUGGUUGGCACAGUAACUCCUACCAGUGGGGGCCUUAGUGCCUACAUGCCAGGGUCCCCUGAGAGCUUCUCUUGCAAUUGCAUCUAUGGCAUUAUCAUACCUUUUUCCUGGACUCUAGGACUGUGGUGUUGCUCUUUGGGCUUAUUGUUGUCAGAUGUGAGGAGUGGAGAAUUAAGAGAGCCCUGCUGGUGGUUAUCUCUCAACUUUGAACAUUUGGAUGAUUCUCAUUAGGAAUUUGAGAAGUUUGCUUUUGUGCUAUCAGUGAAGAAAGUGUUUGUCAGGUAUGCUUAUAGGCAGUAGUAGGGAUCGGGGAAUAUUUCAUCUACUUGAGGAAAUAAAGCAUUUUCAGGCACUUUGGCAGAACCUGACUGCUUACAAAUGAUGCUUAAUUCUAUAAGACAACCGGAUCCAGCAGAACCCUUCUGUGUAAACCUUAGGUCAGCUAGAAUGAUUGUUUAUGUUUGCAAAGUAACAGGUCUACCUUCCUCUCGAAUGGUCAGGUUGUCAUUAUUUUAGCCAGGCUUCAAAAUCCCAGAAACAAGAGGCUGUUAGAACUGGCAGGACCUUUGGAAACCAUCCAAUCUUACUCCCUCAUCUUACAGAGGGCAUUGCCACCGAGCUGGGACUAGACACCAGGUCCCAGGUCCCAGUCCAGUGCUCUUUCCACAAUACUAUGCUCACCACCACCACCACCAUUCAUUUGAAUGAAUGAUAAUAACUGAGGUCCUUGCAUUCUACCAAAGUGAAUAAGUUGGGCUCUCAAGGUUUGCACCUGAGUCAGCCUUUCUUAGGGGUUGUGGGACUUGGCCCCAGACACGUACAGAGUGGAAGUGUUGAGUUGAAUGAGAUGGAAUUGGAGGAACAAUGUUGACUUUUUCUAGCAAAGACUCUAGGACUUUGAGUGCACCAAGAAAAUGAAAAGUCCACGUGGCCAGCUAGACCCUGGAUCCACAGUGGUGACUGAGCCUUAUACUAGCUCACCAACCCCAAGUCUUUGGUAGGAGUUGGGGCUGGGACCAAAAACAAGGUAUAGUUUAAACACACCCCAGUUCCCUCUUGGCAGAUAGCAAAGAAGUAGAGCCUAAAGAUUUCUGUUCUGUCCCACCACCUCAUUCCCCCUAACGAGCACAGUGGGAGGCUAGAUGUUGUGGUGGGACACCCAUCAGUUAAUUUAGUUAAUUUAGUCCCCAGGGACUGCAAAAAUAAACAUGAUUUAUUACAUUCCUACAUUCAUAAAGAUUAGGCCCAAAUAAUGGUGGAAUUGUUUGGGGAGAAGGGGAUCUAGAUAGCAAGGCUCAAAGAAGUAGCCCCUCAAAUGAUAUAGACCAAUGGGUGACCAUCCUCUAAUUGCUGGGAGUGGUGGUGAGUUAGUAUUAGCCAAGGGCAGGGGUCCCCAGAAACUUCUCUGAAGUAGAAGGCCAGGCACUCAGGGUCAGUUCUGGGAGAAUUUUGUUUGCCCAAGCUCCAUUUCCCUUCUCUUCUCCCCCCCAAAUCCCGAGGAAGGUGAGCCAUGCUGGUGAGGCUGACCUCAAACUGUUGUGUUUAAUACCCAUCGCCCUGGGAGGAAAGAGGGGCCAGUCUACAGAAGUGUCAGUCAAUGAGAGGUGAGCACAGCAGAAAAGGACCCAUCGAUGGCCCCAGAAGGAGAGUAUUUGGCUUCCUGCUUUGUGUCUACUGUGGGAAGCCCUAGUGGGUGAGCUGGAAAGGAAACGAAUUCCCAUCCAUCCCCUUUCUUUUGUGACAUCCCACUUUCCCUGACUUUGUUUUCUGCUUGAAUGAAUAAACCUGUCCCUUUCUAUUUCUCUCGAUGAUCUCCUAGCAUGGUUGAAGACCCAACUUUUUCUUUUUCAUGAAUGUAGUUUUGUGAUGCCCCCUCAAGUGCAGUGAUGGUCACCUGGGAAGAGAGCUCCUAGGAGUGAUGGCAUCUCAGAGCCAAGCUCGACUCUGACAGUGGUGGUGGUGAUCACGUUUCCUUUUCCUUUUUAGAGCAGAGAGGUGCUUCGUAGAAUCUGAUUGCCUAUGCCCUGUAAAUAGUGUACAUUUAAUUUAUUGCUACGGUAACACGGUGUAUUGGUUAAUGUAUAAAACAAAUUCUAAAAGGUUCACAAAUGUAUAUUUUGUUGCUUAAAUGUGUCUUUGCAGAAUUCACAAUAAAUAACAUAUUUUGUGUC
Dromiciops gliroides (monito del monte) is the source of this 8581-nucleotide messenger RNA. It is a transcript of the gene RAP1GAP2, whose product is annotated as RAP1 GTPase activating protein 2. The coding region runs from base 402 to 2627 and encodes 741 amino acids. Gene Ontology annotation, cellular component: plasma membrane; cytoplasm. The transcript is spliced from 24 exons. Gene Ontology annotation, molecular function: GTPase activator activity. Gene Ontology annotation, biological process: regulation of small GTPase mediated signal transduction; activation of GTPase activity. NCBI's taxonomy places the organism in Eukaryota, Metazoa, Chordata, Mammalia, Microbiotheria, Microbiotheriidae. The record is from RefSeq and is a predicted model, not a curated record.